UGGGCUGCUCGGUGUUGUGAAUGGGGGCUCCAUGGAGGUGGAUCUUCUUGCCUCCCUUUGAUCUCCAGCCAGGCAGGGCCCCCAAAAGCAGGAUGAUGCGACUGGGCUUUUCCCUGCAGAGCCUCCCCUCACCCUGUGGGCAGAGGCCUGGACAGGAAGACCCCGGCUGGCCCUGCUAGAACUCCAGUCCCCAGCAGCUGAGCCCAGCUCUAUCUUCCCCCCUGCCCCUUCCUCACCCAGACACAUGCCUCCUGUUCAGUCCGGCUGGGCAGAGGUUGAGCCUGGGCAGAGUGAGGACAGGCCAGACAGGAGUGCCAGGCCCCGUUAGCUGGGGCAGUGGCGCUCAGGCUGGGAUGCUUUGGCCUUCCUGUCCCUUCCAGGAGGAGACGAAGGUGGGGUGCCUGGGCAGUGCGCCGUCUCCCUGUGUCCUGAGAGGGAGGGGCUGUCUUGUCUCACAGCCCUGCCCCCUGCCCUGACAUGCAGGCCUGAGCCACGGAGCUGCCCUUGUGGUCUUACACUGCCAGGCCAGCCCUCCCUGGGGUCUGGCUCCUGCCCAGGGGCAGACUGCAAAUCACAGCCUGUGAGGGAUGCUCUUCUCUGGCCUAUUUCGGGCCUCAGAGGCCCCCUCCCUCCCUCUCUGGGCUCUCCCUAGGCCCCAGCCAGUAUUUCAGGCUUUGGCUGGGCUCCGGGCAGCCCUUCCUGAGGAAGGGGCCGGGCAGUGUCCUGCGGUUGGCAGUCCUCCGCCCCGUAGGGCCCAGCCACAUCCUCUGGGGUUGGCCAGAGCCAAAUGAUGGCCCCCAAUUAGUCCUGGCCGCAUCCCUUGCGUCCCACCCGCCCCAGCAGGUAUAAAUGGUGCUGGCGCAGGAAGGGCAGACUGAGUCCCUGCAGCAGCCCAGCCGCACGGACAGACACCAUGAAGGGCCCCACGGAGCUCGCCCUGCUGGCCCUGGCUGUGCUCUGCCUGGCUGCCUGGGCAGAUGCAAAGCCCAGUGGCGCAGAGUCCAGCACGGGGACAGCCUUCUUGUCCAAGCAGGAGGGCAGUGAAGUGGUGAAGAGACCCCGGCGCUACCUGGACCAAGGGCUGGGGGCCCCCGCGCCCGCUCCAGACCCCCUGGAGCCCCGGAGGGAGGUGUGUGAGCUGAACCCAGACUGUGACGAGCUGGCGGACCACAUGGGCUUCCAGGAUGCCUACCAGCGCUUCUACGGCACGGCCUAGGCCUGCCCGCCGCCCGCCCGCCAGACCCUCGCUCCCUCCCCUCACUCCCUCCCCUCGCAGCCUCCGCCAGCCUUCCAGCGUGGGCAGCCCCGCUGCUCCCAAAUAAAGCCCAGGGGAGGAGCUGGU
Molecule: messenger RNA, 1342 nt
Organism: Heterocephalus glaber (naked mole-rat)
Lineage: Eukaryota; Metazoa; Chordata; Mammalia; Rodentia; Bathyergidae
Source: RefSeq, a predicted model, not a curated record